CCAACAGCAGCUCAAGUUCUAACCCAACCCGCCAUGCCUCAACCUUCUUCUUCGUUAGAAUGCACAAGUCGAGGCCGGUAGCGGGUUUCCUUUUCCGAUACUCCAGGGCAAUUUCCGACCGUCACGCCGCUCUUUCAAGCCUUCGCAGCCACCACCAUCGCCGCUCUUUGCUCAGUCUCCUCCUCCUCCUGCCCUCUUCUUCUUCUGCUCUAUCUAAUGGGAGAGUGUUCGUUGCAAAGCGAGGCCUCUCCGGGUACGCCUACGAGCAGUUCUCCGACGACGAGUACGAGUGCGAUUCCGAGAACCAUACGGCAUCAUCUUCGGUGGCCAAUAUUGACGAGUGGAAAUGGAAACUCAGCCUGCUGCAGCGUAGCGAAAAGGAUCAAGAGAUUGUAUCGAAAGAUAAGAGAGAUAGGAGAGACUAUGAGCAGAUCUCUAACCUUGCCAAAAGAAUGGGACUCUACAGUGAAAUUUAUGGUAAAGUGGUUGUUGCAAGCAAAGUUCCUCUCCCUAACUACAGGCCAGAUUUGGAUGACAAGCGGCCACAAAGGGAGGUGGUAAUCCCUCUAAGCUUGCAGAGGAGGGUCGAGGGUUUAUUACAGGAACACCUUGAUCGAGUCCAGUUAAGUUCUGGAAAGGUCAAUGAUGGUUUAGAUGAUGCUAAAUCCAAUGAUCAGGUUGAAGAUGUGCAUCUGGAUGAGAAUGCAGAUGCUUUCCUAGAUGGAUCCGUUAUGGAAAAGGUUCUUCAGAGGAGGAGUUUGCGAAUGCGCAAUAUGCAAAGAGCUUGGCAGGAAUCACCUGAAGGCAAGAAGAUGUUGGACUUCCGAAGAUCUCUACCGGCAUUCAAGGAGAAAGAAAGGCUGCUUCAAGCAAUAGCGCAAAAUCAGGUGAUAGUAAUUUCUGGGGAGACUGGAUGCGGUAAGACUACUCAACUUCCACAAUACAUAUUAGAGUCAGAAAUAGAAUCUGGUCGUGGAGCAUUUUGUAGCAUAAUCUGUACACAGCCUCGAAGAAUAUCUGCCAUGUCUGUAGCAGAAAGAGUGUCUGCGGAGAAAGGAGAGCCUCUUGGUGAAACAGUUGGCUAUAAAGUUCGAUUAGAGGGAAUGAAAGGAAAAAACACCCAUCUGCUUUUUUGUACCAGUGGUAUUUUACUUCGGCGGUUGUUGAGUGAUCGUGACCUGAAUGGUAUAACCCAUGUUUUUGUUGAUGAAAUUCAUGAGCGAGGCAUGAAUGAAGACUUCCUAUUGAUUGUGUUGAAGGAUCUUCUUCCACGUCGUCGGGAUUUGCGAUUGGUCUUAAUGAGUGCCACCCUGAAUGCUGACCUGUUUUCCAGUUAUUUUGAAGGAGCACCAACAUUUCACAUUCCCGGCUUUACACAUCCAGUGACAGCACACUUUUUAGAAGAUGUACUUGAAAAGACAGGGUAUAAGUUGACCUCUUUCAACCAAAUCGAUGAUUACGGCCAAGAGAAAUUGUGGAAAACACAAAAGCAAUUAAUGCCACGGAAAAGGAAAAACCAGAUUACUGCUCUUGUUGAGGAUGCUCUUAGUAAAUCAAGCUUCGAGAAUUACAGCUCCAGGGCACGAGAUUCUCUAGCAUGUUGGAUGCCUGAUUGCAUAGGAUUUAAUCUUAUUGAGGCAGUUUUGUGUCAUAUAUGUCGGAAGGAACGGCCAGGUGCUGUCUUAGUAUUCAUGACUGGCUGGGAAGAUAUUAGCUGUUUGAGAGAUCAGCUUAAAGCUCAUCCCCUGUUAGGAGAUCCCAACAGGGUUCUGCUACUAACAUGCCAUGGGUCGAUGGCAACAUCUGAACAGAAACUUAUAUUUGAGAAUCCACCACCAAAUGUCCGUAAAAUAGUUCUUGCUACAAAUAUGGCAGAGGCAAGCAUUACAAUCAAUGAUAUAGUUUUUGUGGUUGAUUGUGGAAAGGCAAAAGAGACUACUUAUGAUGCUUUGAAUAAUACACCUUGUCUUCUACCUUCUUGGAUAUCACAAGCAUCUGCACGGCAAAGAAGGGGUAGGGCUGGUCGUGUGCAGCCAGGAGAAUGUUACCACCUUUACCCCAAAUGUGUGUAUGAAGCUUUCUCCGAAUAUCAACUUCCUGAACUUUUGAGAACUCCUUUGAACUCUCUCUGCUUGCAAAUUAAAAGUUUGCAGGUUGGAAGUAUAGGAAAUUUCUUGUCUUCUGCUCUGCAGCCACCAGAAUCACUGGCUGUACAAAACGCCAUUGAUUUUCUGAAAAAGAUUGGGUCACUAGAUGAGAACGAAAAUCUGACAAAUCUUGGAAAGUUUCUGUCCAUUCUUCCAGUGGAUCCAAAGCUUGGGAAAAUGCUAAUCAUGGGUGCUAUCUUUCGUUGCUUUGAUCCUGUUCUUACUAUAGUAUCUGGGCUUAGUGUCAGGGAUCCUUUCCUUUUGCCCCAAGACAAAAAGGAUUUAGCAGGGACAGCAAAGUCUAGAUUUUCUGCAAAAGAUUACAGUGAUCAUAUGGCUCUGGUUCGUGCGUAUGAAGGAUGGAAAGAUGCAGAAAGAGAAGGAUCUGCAUACGAGUAUUGCUGGAGGAAUUUCCUCUCUGCCCAAACACUUCAGGCUAUCCAUUCUCUUCGGAAGCAGUUUAGCUUCAUUUUGAGAGAUUCUGGCUUGGUGGAUGCAGAUGCAAGCAAUAACAACAGACUAAGUCACAACCAGUCAUUGGUUCGUGCAAUUAUAUGUUCUGGCCUCUUCCCUGGCAUAGCAUCUGUAGUGCACAGAGAGACGUCCAUGUCUUUCAAAACGAUGGAUGAUGGCCAGGUUUUACUCUAUGCGAAUUCUGUCAAUGCUCGUUACCAGACAAUUUCUUAUCCUUGGCUAGUCUUUGGUGAAAAAGUGAAGGUGAAUACAGUUUUCAUACGUGAUUCCACUGGCGUGUCUGAUUCAAUACUGAUCCUUUUUGGUGGUGCUCUCAGCAAAGGUGUACAGGCUGGGCAUUUGAAAAUGUUACAAGGGUAUGUCGACUUUUUCAUGGAUCCUAAUUUGGCGGAAUGUUACUCGAAGCUCAAGGAAGAACUUGAUAGGCUUGUACAGAAGAAGCUUGAAGAUCCUAGCCUUGACAUGCAUAAGGAGGGGAAGUACCUUAUGCUUGCGGUACAAGAGCUUGUGUCAGGGGACCAAUGUGAAGGGAGAUUUGUAUUUGGCCGUGAAAGCAAGAAGCCUAAGGAGUCCAAUGACAGCAGGUUCACAAAAGAUGGAACAAACCCCAAGAGCUUGCUACAAACACUGUUGAUGAGAGCAGGGCACUCUCCUCCUAAAUACAAAACCAAGCACCUUAAGACAAACGAGUUUAGGGCUCUGGUGGAGUUCAAGGGAAUGCAAUUCGUAGGGAAACCCAAGAAAAACAAGCAGCUUGCAGAGAGGGAUGCUGCUAUAGAGGCAUUGGCCUGGUUGACUCACACUUCUGACAACAGAAGGGACGAAGACGAUAACUCUCCGCCCGAUGUCACUGACAACAUGUUGAAACUUCUUGGAAAACGGAGGAGAUCAAAGCGCCGAUAACUCCCUGCCUGAUGUCACUGACAACAUGUUGAAACUUCUUGGAAAAUGGAGAAGAUCAAAGCGCCGCUCCAGUUGAUUAUAUUUGAGCUGUUGCCUACAACCAUUUUUUCUCAUGGCCUCCUGCAGUGAAUGAAUUUGUUAGCAUUAAUGCAGUUGCUGGCCUUUUUGCAUGAAAUUAUGGAGGCAGGUGUUCUUCCUCAUUACUCAUUAGUAUAUUAUAACAAUUUGCAUCCGGUUGAGGAGUUGAAAUGUGAUUCUCCCAAUGAGAUAUAAUGUCCAUGUACUGGUAGAGUGGGAUGGCGAGGUUGUAAAAUUUGGGAUUUUUUUGCCCUUAUUUUUAUUUUUAUUUUUAUUUUGGCUUGGAAGGGGAAUUUUGAGAUAGUGAAAAUACAGUUCAUUUGUCAAUUUUUGCAAUUACUUAGCUACUUGUAGUCAGAGAAAUUGAAUGGCAUUAAUUUAUUUAAAUUUAUGAUUUAUUUGUAAUUACAAAUUUUCUUGUUAUAUGCA
Corylus avellana is the source of this 4031-nucleotide messenger RNA. RefSeq names its product DEA(D/H)-box RNA helicase family protein (gene ABO6). The record is from RefSeq and is a predicted model, not a curated record. NCBI's taxonomy places the organism in Eukaryota, Viridiplantae, Streptophyta, Magnoliopsida, Fagales, Betulaceae. Gene Ontology annotation, cellular component: nucleus; intracellular anatomical structure. Gene Ontology annotation, molecular function: RNA binding; ATP binding; helicase activity.